Messenger RNA from Papaver somniferum (opium poppy), 429 nucleotides. Its product is annotated as wall-associated receptor kinase-like 10. The record is from RefSeq and is a predicted model, not a curated record. Gene Ontology annotation, molecular function: protein serine/threonine kinase activity; ATP binding. Gene Ontology annotation, cellular component: plasma membrane. Gene Ontology annotation, biological process: protein phosphorylation; cell surface receptor signaling pathway. Bases 1 to 429 code for a protein of 142 amino acids. The transcript is spliced from 2 exons. Lineage: Eukaryota; Viridiplantae; Streptophyta; Magnoliopsida; Ranunculales; Papaveraceae.
AUGACUUUUAAACAGAAUGGGGGUGAAUUGUUGGGGACGAAGAUAUUUACAGCCGAGGAGUUAGAAUUGGCAACUAUAAAUUAUGGUAAGAAGAAAAUACUUGAAACAGGAGAGAAUAUGCUUACGGAUAAAAGUGAUGUUUAUAGUUUCGGUGUAGUUCUUGCCGAACUCUUGACAGGAGAGAAACCCGUUUCUUAUGAGAGACCCCAAGAACAACAAAAUCUUGCUUCAUUUUUUGUUUGCAUGUUGGAAAAACAUAGUAUUUUCAAAAUUAUUCAACCAAGUAGCUAUGAUGGUGGAGAGCUGUGGAAAGUCGUCAAAGUUGCUGAGAUUGCCAAAAGUUGCCUUCGCAUGAAGGGCGAAGAAAGACCUACAAUGAAACAAGCAGCCACAGAUCUCGCAAAACAUGUGUAUAUUAAAGACAUGUGA